CGACACACUUCGGCCAAUUUCGGAUCUACAUGUAAAUAAAGUCGUGAUAAAUGAUUAACUGACUACGAUAAACUACGGUAUGCAGCAUUAAUGGGUUUAUUUAAAUGUAUAAUGGUUACAGCAGUGUCAGUGAGAGUGAUAACCAGACGAGUGAGGAUCAUAUCCAGGUUGUUUUGCCACAAGUCCAGUAACUCGACCAGACGUCUGCCCACCGUAACUCUCUACACCAAACAUCCAUGCUCCCUGUGUGAUGAUGCGAAACACCAGCUGAAGCCUUUUAGUAACAGGUUUCACCUGGAAGAGGUUGAUAUCACAGAUCCAGAAAAUAAACACUGGUUCGAGAAGUACUGCUAUGAUAUUCCAGUAUUUCAUUUCGAGGGGAAAUUCCUCAUGAAACACAAAGUUAACCUGCAGGAUUUUGAAUCUGCUUUAACCAAAUUUGAAACAUUAAGUGAACAACUCAAUGGGUGAUGGGACAGUUAGUAACAUGUAUUUGUGAAAAAGGUGCAGGUUAUUUUUUAAUUUCAUGUACAGGAUUAUAAAUCGACAGAUUUGACAUAAGUGAGCAAUGGAGUUGAUGAGACCGUGGCAUAUUUGUGGAAAAGUAGUCAUUGUGCUAAGCUGAAGUGGAAUGCGACUUCAGUCUUGGUGUUUUUCUAUUACAGCCAGUUCUCCAUAUGAUAUAUCAAAGAUCAUAGUAUAUUUGUUUUUGCAAUAUGCUUAUGGAAAUGAAUGUUUGUUCGACCAAUCCCUUAUUAUGCAUUUGCCAAUCUGUCUAGAACAUAAGAGAAAAAACCUGAGGCAUGUUCAGGAGUCUUUGAGGGUGAGGGCAGGUGUUCUGUCAGUUACUAGACUGGUUUUUGCAUCUAUCAUUAAAAUGAAUGCAAUAGGAUAGAACAUGAUGGCACCAGUCAAUUUGUUCUGCAAGCACUCUCCCGUCUGAACAAGGUCACUGCUACUGCUGUUCCACAUACAAAUAGAUUACUUGUGCCAAAUAACAAGUGGUUCUUUAUUUUCACAGACAGCACAGCAUAUACCAUGGGUUUUGAUGUAUCAUUUUAUGGAGAACUGUUUAGUAUGGGAAACAAGCAUUCUGGGAGUACUGCUAAAGCACUACAUGUUCCCUUAUUUAAGGUACAUGUAUUUUGCAAAACAAAUUUUCAUAUCUCCUAAGUUUAAGGGCUAUAACUCUGACUGGUAGGGGAGUAAUAACCCAAUACGGGUUGAUCCUGCAACCCACCAAACACAGGUUACAUACCACUUCAGACGUAUCUAUUUGUGUGGAAUUCAAGUCAAAGUUUCAGAACAUUUAUAUAUACAAGUUCAGAUAGAUACAUGACUUAUUUGUAUGUAUAAAACUGAGACUAACAGUGAAAUAUAUUGAAUAAAAUGCAGGAAAUUAAUUAAUA
Messenger RNA from Gigantopelta aegis, 1409 nucleotides. RefSeq names its product glutaredoxin-like protein C5orf63 homolog. Bases 91 to 471 code for a protein of 126 amino acids. The record is from RefSeq and is a predicted model, not a curated record. NCBI's taxonomy places the organism in Eukaryota, Metazoa, Mollusca, Gastropoda, Neomphalida, Peltospiridae. The transcript has 3 exons.